This is a messenger RNA of Acomys russatus (golden spiny mouse), 3925 nucleotides long. It is a transcript of the gene Hdac5, whose product is annotated as histone deacetylase 5. The record is from RefSeq and is a predicted model, not a curated record. Bases 414 to 3806 code for a protein of 1130 amino acids. Gene Ontology annotation, cellular component: histone deacetylase complex. Gene Ontology annotation, biological process: negative regulation of transcription by RNA polymerase II; chromatin organization. The transcript has 25 exons. Gene Ontology annotation, molecular function: histone deacetylase activity. Lineage: Eukaryota; Metazoa; Chordata; Mammalia; Rodentia; Muridae.
UCCACCUAUUUAUAGACAGGGCCCUCCCCCAACUGCUAUUUCAGUCUCCUGCCAGCUGCCGGCGGCUCAUUCGGGGAGGAGGAACAGGGAGCCAGGCCUAGAGCUGUCACCGGUGGCGGUGGCACUGGGAGGGAACACAGAGAGCCUGCCUGCCCCACUGAGCUCCCUUUCCUGUUCCCUGAGCACCCAGCCAUAGCCCAACUCCCGGAACCUUUGGACAGGCCGUGGUCCAUGCUUCUGUAGUAGGAAGCAAGCCUCCGUGCCUCUGCUGCCUCCGGAGCAUCCAGGCCGGAUGAGGCGCCUCCUUGCCUUGGUCCCAGCGGCAGUGGCCUAAGGGAGUCCUUAAGCAGCCUGCUGGCCCUGUUGACCACCUUCCCCUCACCGGCUUCCGCCUCGGGCGGCCCCUCCCUGGCAUGCUGCUGGUGCCCAAGGCACAGGGGCUCGUGGAGAUGUUGCAGACUAUCUAUGAGACCGAGUCCUGUUUCUCAGCAGAUGGCAUGUCAGGCCGGGAACCAUCCUUGGAAAUCCUGCCACGGAAUCCUCUGCACAGCAUCCCUGUGGCAGUGGAGGUGAAGCCGGUGCUGCCAGGAGCCAUGCCCAGCUCCAUGGGGGGUGGAGGAGGUGGAGGUAGCCCCAGCCCUGUGGAGCUUCGGGGGGCUCUGGCAGGCCCCAUGGACCCUGCACUACGGGAGCAGCAACUGCAGCAGGAGCUCCUGGUGCUCAAGCAGCAGCAGCAGCUACAGAAGCAGCUCCUGUUCGCCGAGUUUCAGAAGCAGCACGACCACCUGACGCGGCAGCAUGAAGUCCAGCUGCAGAAGCACCUCAAGCAGCAGGAGAUGCUGGCGGCUAAGAGGCAGCAAGAGUUGGAGCAGCAGCGGCAGCGGGAACAGCAGCGGCAAGAGGAGCUAGAGAAACAGCGGCUGGAGCAGCAGCUGCUCAUCCUGCGCAACAAGGAGAAGAGCAAAGAGAGUGCCAUCGCCAGCACUGAGGUAAAGCUGAGGCUCCAGGAAUUUCUGUUGUCGAAGUCGAAGGAGCCGACGCCAGGCGGCCUCAACCAUUCCCUCCCACAGCACCCCAAAUGCUGGGGAGCCCACCAUGCUUCUUUGGACCAGAGUUCCCCUCCCCAAAGCGGCCCCCCCGGGACGCCUCCCUCCUACAAACUGCCUAUGCUUGGGCCCUAUGACAGCCGUGAUGACUUCCCCCUUCGCAAAACAGCUUCUGAACCCAACUUAAAAGUACGGUCGAGGCUAAAACAGAAGGUGGCAGAGAGGAGAAGCAGUCCCCUCCUGCGACGAAAGGACGGCACUGUUAUUAGUACCUUUAAGAAGAGAGCGGUUGAAAUCACAGGCACAGGGCCUGGGGUGUCGUCCGUGUGUAACAGUGCGCCCGGCUCUGGUCCCAGCUCUCCCAACAGUUCCCACAGCACCAUCGCUGAGAACGGCUUUACUGGCUCAGUCCCCAACAUCCCCACUGAGAUGCUCCCCCAGCACCGGGCCCUCCCUCUGGACAACUCCCCAAACCAGUUCAGCCUCUACACGUCUCCUUCUCUGCCCAACAUCUCCCUAGGGCUGCAGGCCACUGUCACUGUCACCAACUCGCACCUCACCGCCUCCCCAAAGCUGUCGACACAGCAGGAGGCUGAGAGGCAGGCCCUUCAGUCCCUGCGGCAGGGCGGCACACUGACUGGCAAGUUCAUGAGCACAUCGUCCAUCCCUGGCUGCCUGCUGGGCGUGGCAUUGGAGGGUGACACGAGCCCCCAUGGGCAUGCUUCCCUACUGCAGCAUGUGUUGCUGCUGGAGCAGGCCCGGCAACAGAGCACGCUCAUAGCUGUGCCACUCCACGGCCAGUCCCCACUGGUGACGGGUGAGCGUGUGGCCACCAGCAUGAGGACAGUGGGCAAGCUCCCGAGGCACCGACCUCUGAGCCGCACGCAAUCCUCCCCGCUGCCGCAGAGUCCCCAGGCCCUGCAGCAGCUGGUCAUGCAGCAGCAGCACCAGCAGUUCCUAGAGAAACAGAAGCAGCAGCAGAUGCAGCUGAGCAAGAUCCUCACCAAGACUGGGGAGCUGCCAAGGCAGCCCACCACCCACCCCGAGGAGACAGAGGAGGAGCUGACAGAGCAACAGGAGGCCUUGCUAGGGGAGGGGGCCCUGACCGUGCCCCGGGAAGGCUCUACAGAGAGUGAGAGCACCCAGGAAGACCUAGAAGAGGAGGAGGAGGAAGAGGAGGAAGAAGAGGACUGCAUUCAUGUCAAGGAUGAGGAGGGCGAGAGUGGUCCAGAUGAGGGCCCUGACUUAGAGGAGUCCAGUGCUGGUUACAAAAAGUUGUUCACAGAUGCCCAGCAGUUACAGCCCCUGCAGGUGUACCAGGCACCCCUCAGCCUGGCCACUGUGCCUCAUCAAGCCCUGGGCCGCACCCAGUCCUCACCUGCUGCUCCUGGGAGCAUAAAGAGCCCCACAGACCAGCCCACUAAGCACCUCUUCACCACAGGUGUGGUCUAUGACACAUUCAUGUUGAAGCACCAGUGUAUGUGCGGGAACACACAUGUACACCCAGAGCACGCCGGCCGCAUCCAGAGCAUCUGGUCCCGGCUGCAGGAAACCGGACUGCUCAGCAAGUGUGAGCGGAUCCGGGGUCGUAAGGCCACGCUGGAUGAAAUCCAGACAGUGCACUCUGAGUACCACACUCUGCUCUAUGGGACCAGCCCCCUCAACCGGCAGAAGCUGGACAGCAAGAAGCUGCUUGGCCCCAUCAGCCAGAAGAUGUACGCCAUGCUGCCUUGCGGGGGCAUUGGGGUGGACAGUGACACUGUGUGGAACGAGAUGCACUCCUCCAGUGCUGUGCGGAUGGCAGUGGGCUGCCUGGUGGAGCUGGCCUUCAAGGUAGCUGCCGGAGAGCUCAAGAAUGGAUUUGCAAUCAUCCGGCCUCCAGGACAUCACGCCGAGGAGUCCACAGCCAUGGGAUUCUGCUUCUUCAACUCUGUAGCCAUCACAGCUAAACUCCUGCAGCAGAAGCUGAACGUGGGCAAGGUCCUCAUCGUGGACUGGGACAUUCACCAUGGCAACGGCACCCAGCAAGCUUUCUACAAUGACCCCUCUGUGCUCUACAUGUCCCUGCAUCGCUAUGACAAUGGGAACUUCUUUCCGGGCUCUGGGGCUCCUGAAGAGGUUGGUGGAGGGCCAGGUGUGGGGUACAACGUAAAUGUGGCAUGGACAGGAGGUGUGGAUCCCCCCAUUGGAGAUGUGGAGUACCUAACAGCCUUCAGGACAGUGGUGAUGCCCAUUGCCCACGAGUUCUCACCUGACGUCGUCCUAGUCUCCGCUGGGUUUGACGCUGUUGAAGGACAUCUGUCUCCACUGGGUGGCUAUUCUGUCACCGCCAGAUGUUUUGGCCACUUGACCAGGCAGCUCAUGACACUGGCAGGGGGCCGGGUGGUGCUGGCCCUGGAGGGAGGCCACGACUUGACCGCCAUCUGUGAUGCCUCUGAGGCCUGUGUCUCUGCUCUGCUCAGCGUGGAGCUGCAGCCUUUGGAUGAAGCAGUCUUGCAGCAAAAGCCCAGCGUCAAUGCAGUUGCCACACUAGAAAAAGUCAUCGAGAUCCAGAGCAAACACUGGAGCUGUGUACAGAGGUUCGCCACUGGUCUGGGCUGCUCGCUGCGGGAGGCUCAGGCAGGUGAGACAGAGGAGGCCGAGACUGUGAGCGCCAUGGCCCUUCUUUCCAUGGGGGCCGAGCAGGCCCAGGCUGUUGCCUCUCAAGAGCACAGCUCCAGGCCAGCAGAGGAGCCCAUGGAACAGGAGCCUGCCCUGUGACACCCUGGCCCCCAUCCCUCUGGGCUUCAUCAUUGUGAUUUUGUUUAUUUUUUCUAUUAAAAACAAAAAGUCACACAUUCAACGACGUGUGCUGUGUGGGUCUCUCAGCCUUGCUUUUC